UUUUCUCCGUAUAUAUGUUUCAGCUUUACUGCGCAAGUCUUCACUUUCUCUGCAGCUUCACCACCUCAGGUCCACUCUACCAAACGCUACAGACAUGUCUACCAAGGUCGCCAUAGUAACAGGCAGUAACAAGGGCAUCGGGCUGGCCAUUGUCCGAGCGCUCUGCCAGCAGCAGUACCAGGGAGACGUCUACCUGACCGCCAGAGACGUCGGUCGUGGAGAGGAGGCGGUGAAAGCUCUGGCCGCUGACGGACUGACGGCCAAGUUCCAUCAGCUGGACAUCAACGACGUGAACAGCAUCGUCGCCGCCGCCGGCUUCUUCAAAAAGGCGUACGGAGGAGUGGACGUGCUCGUCAACAACGCUGCCAUCGCUUUCAAAGACGCAGACCCCACUCCGUUCCCAGUCCAGGCCGAGGUGACCCUCAAGACAAACUUCUUCGCCACCCGAGACAUGCUGACUCACUUUCUGCCGCUCAUCAAAGCUGGAGGCCGCGUGGUGAACAUCUCCAGCUUCGUUGGAGCCCGCACGUUGAAUAAGCUCAGCCCCGCCCUGCAGCAGCGUUUCCGCAGCAGUGACAUCACGGAGGAGGAGCUGUCCGGGCUCAUGCAGCAGUUCGUGGAUCUGGCUCAGAAGGGCGAGCACGAGAAGGGGGGCUGGGCCAACACGGCGUACGGGACGUCCAAGACCGGACUCACGGUCCUGUCGAUGAUCCACGCUCGCCGUGUGACGAAGGAGAGACCUCACGACGGGAUCCUGGUGAACGCCUGCUGCCCCGGCUGGGUUCGCACCGACAUGGCCGGCCAAAAAGCCCCCAAGUCCCCGGAGGAGGGGGCCAUCACUCCGGUGUAUCUGGCCCUGCUGCCGGCCGGGGCCACGGACCCCCACGGGAAGUUCGUCUCCGAUAAAGAAGUUCAGCCGUGGUGAAGGGCUGUGGCGGUGUGGCUGUGUGGCUGUGUGGCUGUGUGUGUGUGUGUGUGUGUGUGUGUGUGUGUGUGUCACAGAGGGGAAGUUUUCAUUUGUUACAGCAAAGAAAGAGCCAAACACAGCUUAAUGUAACAAAAAGAUAUACAACAAUUACACGAUUUUACAGAGACACAAAGAAACCGUUCUGCGGUCUAUCAGCCAGGUACAUUUGUUAUAACUGUGUGUGUAUAUCAGUGUUUUAAUUGAUAGGAAAAUAAAUCCAGCUGUUUUUGUUUUGCCAUUUAUAAUUCAUGUUAUUUGAGUCUACUUUUAUUUGCGGAAAGAAAAGCCGAUUUUGAGAUUUGUAUCAUGACUGAGUUUACUACAAAUGAACCUAAAACAACGACUCCAUCGUCCAAGGCAGCAGAAAUACCUGACGACUAUUUGAAAAAGAUGACACAAGCGUCACACAAUGUGGGAAAAAAACACUCUUGAUACACACAACUUCUCAGUUAGGUGUGUGUGUGUGUGUGUGUGUGUGUGUGUGUGUGUGUGUGUGUGUGUGUGUGUGUGUGUGUGUGUGUGUGUGUGUGUGUGUGUGUGUGUGUGUGUGUGUGUGUGUGUGUGUGUGUGUGUGUGUGUGUGUGUGUGUGUGUGUGUGUGUGUGUGUGUGUGUGUGUGUGUGUGUGUGUGUGUGUGUGUGUGUGUGUGUGUGUGUGUGUGUGUGUCUCUGUGGCUGUGGCUUACACAACAAUAAUAAGGCCUCUAUCUGCAACUGCUGGUGUCUACUCCAUGUCAUCAUUUGCCUUCUUUAACAUUUUUAUACAUUUACAUGCAAAGAAGAACUCUUGCCUUCAUCGGAAAAAGCUUAAAUGUUGUGUUAAGAAUAAAAAGCUUUUCUGAAA
This is a messenger RNA of Eleginops maclovinus (Patagonian blennie), 1809 nucleotides long. RefSeq names its product carbonyl reductase 1 (gene cbr1). Gene Ontology annotation, molecular function: carbonyl reductase (NADPH) activity. The record is from RefSeq and is a predicted model, not a curated record. The transcript is spliced from 7 exons. Lineage: Eukaryota; Metazoa; Chordata; Actinopteri; Perciformes; Eleginopidae. Bases 95 to 925 code for a protein of 276 amino acids.